Molecule: messenger RNA, 579 nt
Organism: Acanthoscelides obtectus
Lineage: Eukaryota; Metazoa; Arthropoda; Insecta; Coleoptera; Chrysomelidae
Source: the annotation of a GenBank genome assembly
AUGGAACUUAACCGAGAACAUUUUCGCGCCAUAAUUUAUUACAACAUUCAGAGACAAUUAUCGCAACAAGAAUGCCUUGCUGAGUUACUGUCUGUUUUCGGCAACGAAGCGCCACAUCAGCCGACAAUUUUCAGUUGGUAUGGAGAAUUAAAACGUGGACGGGUGAGUCUUAGCGACGAUCCCAGGGUGGGUGCACCAACAACGGCACAAAGAACUGUUACUGCGGACUGGUAUACCACCAUUUGUUUGCCAAAAGUAAUCAAAGAGCUUCGAAAAAUCAACCCCGAAAGAAGAAUCAUCCUCCACCAAGACAAUGCAAGCUCGCACACAGCCCAAAAAACAAGGCAGUAUUUAACGAAAGAAAACGUGGAAUUAUUGGACCAUCCUCCAUAUAGUCCCGAUCUAGGUCCUAAAGAUUUCUUUGCUUUCCCGAAAAUUAAAAACAGACUGCGUGGUCAAAGGUUCCAGUCACCAGAAGAAGCAGUUGAUGCAUUCAAAAAUUCUGUUUUGGAUCUGCCAGCAAACGAGUGGAAUAAGUGCUUCGAAAAUUGGUUCGAGCGCAUGCAAAUGUCCUGUUAA